UCGCGAUGUCAUGACUGAUGACGUUGAUUUGAUACCAGUUGAUACGUACUUACAUACAUAUCUUGCAAUCUUGCAUUGAACAAUACCAAUUUUGGUAUUAACAAUUUUUACAGUUUUUAUAUAUUAUACUUCGUAAAUACAGUUAUAGAAAAUGGUCGUACGACAUCACGUCGAAGGAUACGCAAAUUUUCUUAAAUUUAUGGAAAAUUUUAAAUCUAACGAAACGGUCUAUGUACUUUAUAGCGGUAAGAAACUUCCUAACGGCAAAAGCUGGUGUUCAGAUUGCGUUGAAGCGGAACCCUUUUUAGAAAGUGGAUUCAAAGCGGCACCUGAUGUAGCACAUAUAGUUGAAGUUGAAGUCGGAGAUCGAGCAUUCUGGAAGGAUUGGAAUUGUCCAUUUAGAACGAAUUCUACUACAAAACUAAAAGUUCUUCCUACAUUAUCAAAAUGGAAUACACAAAAACGUCUGGAAGGUGAUCAAUGCUCGAAGGUUGACCUUAUUGAAAUGUUACUCACGGAUGAGGAUGAUUAAAUAACUUAUUAUUACAUGUUAUACUAAAAAGAAGCCAACCAUUACAAGGGAGCCAUUCUGUAAGUGAAAGUAAUAGCAGUAUUUUGUAGUUUGUAAACGAUGAGUUGUUCUUUCUAAAAGAUUGUCUUUUUAUUCAUUUACAUAAACUGAAGUAUAUCUCCUAUCUUCCUUGUUUUUACAAGUGUUAUUAUCUUCUUUCUACAAAUUUGUGCAAAUAGUUGCAAAGUAUAUAUGUAUAAACUUUUUAUAUUUAUAACAUGUUUAAUAUAAAUUAAUAAAUUCUGAUAAAUUUA
Molecule: messenger RNA, 825 nt
Organism: Ceratina calcarata
Lineage: Eukaryota; Metazoa; Arthropoda; Insecta; Hymenoptera; Apidae
Product: thioredoxin domain-containing protein 17
Exons: 3
Coding region: 152-532 (126 amino acids)
Cellular component (GO): cytosol
Molecular function (GO): protein-disulfide reductase [NAD(P)H] activity
Source: RefSeq, a predicted model, not a curated record